CAAUCGUCCUCCAUCUUCCCUCUCCACCCUCACCCCCCUCUGCUCUUCACUCCCAGCUCAACGUCGUCGUCGUAUCGCUCACCCCCAUGUCUUUCGUCAAGCUCAGCAUCUUCGGGACCUCUUUCGAGGUCACAACGCGCUAUGUCGACCUCCAGCCCGUCGGCAUGGGCGCAUUCGGCCUUGUGUGUUCCGCAAAAGACCAGCUCACGGGUGCAUCGGUCGCCGUGAAGAAGAUCAUGAAACCGUUCAGCACCCCCGUCCUCAGCAAGCGGACCUACCGCGAGCUCAAGCUGCUCAAGCACAUCCAGCACGAGAACAUCAUCAGCCUCCGCGACGUCUUCAUCUCGCCUCUCGAAGACAUCUACUUUGUGACAGAACUCCUCGGAACCGACCUCCAUCGCCUCCUAACGUCACGGCCACUCGAGAAGCAGUUCAUCCAGUAUUUCUUGUACCAAAUUCUGCGCGGGCUGAAAUAUGUGCAUUCGGCAGGUGUUGUUCACCGAGAUCUCAAACCAAGCAACAUCCUAGUCAAUGAGAACUGCGAUCUCAAGAUCUGCGACUUCGGCCUCGCGCGGAUCCAAGACCCACAGAUGACAGGCUACGUCUCGACGCGGUACUACCGUGCCCCGGAAAUUAUGCUCACGUGGCAGAAGUACGACGUCGCAGUCGACAUCUGGAGCACGGGCUGCAUCUUUGCGGAGAUGCUUGAAGGGAAGCCGCUGUUCCCCGGGAAAGACCACGUCAACCAGUUCUCGAUCAUAACCGAGCUGCUAGGGACCCCACCUGAUGAUGUCAUCGAGACUAUUUGCAGCGAGAACACGCUUCGGUUCGUGCAGAGCCUACCAAAGCGGGAUCGUGUGCCGUUCAGCGAAAAGCUGCGGUGCAGCGACGAGAGCGCGCUCGACCUGCUCGAAAAGAUGCUUGUGUUCGACCCGCGCAAGAGGAUCGACGCGACGGCGUCACUCGCGCACGAGUACGUCGGGCCGUACCACGACCCUACGGACGAGCCCGUCGCGGGAGAGAAGUUCGACUGGAGCUUCAACGACGCGGACCUGCCCGUGGACACCUGGAAGGUGAUGAUGUACAGCGAGAUUUUGGAUUUCCACCAGGUCAGCGAUUCGACCGCGAGCACGACGGCGAAUGGCGUGCCGGAGGGCGCCCUCGCGGGGCCGGACGACGGCGGCGCGCCGACGGCGAACGGGUCCGCGCCGCAUGCGGACUGA
Molecule: messenger RNA, 1223 nt
Organism: Heterobasidion irregulare TC 32-1
Lineage: Eukaryota; Fungi; Basidiomycota; Agaricomycetes; Russulales; Bondarzewiaceae
Product: mitogen-activated protein kinase-like protein
Exons: 13
Coding region: 87-1223 (378 amino acids)
Biological process (GO): cellular response to oxidative stress; protein phosphorylation; stress-activated MAPK cascade
Cellular component (GO): nucleus; cytoplasm
Molecular function (GO): ATP binding; MAP kinase activity
Source: RefSeq, a predicted model, not a curated record